AUGAUGACGUGCCGUCUGCUGUGCGCCCUGUUGGUGCUCGCCCUGUGCUGCUGCCCGUUAGUGUGUAUGACAAAUACUGAUGACGGCAAUCGGGAUCCGAAGAAUGGCGCUGAUGAAGGAGGCGCUAAUCAAUUGCCUUCUUCACCUGGAGGACCGCCAGUGAAGAGUGAGCAAGCGGAUCCAUUGCCUGGGCUCGGUGUGGAAUUGGUAAAAAAUACUGAUGGAGUGGGACAAGGUCCGUCAGUUACAAAUCCGGAAACGAUUGCUGGAGAUAGAGGAAGUACGAUCGGUCUGGGAUCCCAAUCAAGUGCCGCGCUCGAAAAGGUAAACAGCGAAAGUAAGAACGGUAAUACAUGGCCACAAAGCUACAAGAGUCCAUUGUCGCCUGCACCAGUGACUAAGCCGGCUGACGUUUCUGCCCAGGCAACCACGACCACUACAACACAGGCACCAACAACAACGACCACGACCACCACUGCGCCAGAGGCACCAAGUACUACGAGUACAGAGGCGCCAACCACGACGACCACUCGCGCACCGUCACGUCUUCGCGAAAUGGACGGCAGCCUCAGCAGCUCUGCGUGGGUGUGUGCCCCACUGCUGCCCGCAGUAUCCGCGCUGGCGUACACCGCUGUGGGCUGA
Molecule: messenger RNA, 642 nt
Organism: Trypanosoma cruzi
Lineage: Eukaryota; Euglenozoa; Kinetoplastea; Trypanosomatida; Trypanosomatidae
Product: mucin TcMUCII, putative
Exons: 1
Coding region: 1-642 (213 amino acids)
Source: RefSeq, a predicted model, not a curated record